Messenger RNA from Onychomys torridus (southern grasshopper mouse), 5594 nucleotides. RefSeq names its product capping protein inhibiting regulator of actin dynamics (gene Cracd). Lineage: Eukaryota; Metazoa; Chordata; Mammalia; Rodentia; Cricetidae. Gene Ontology annotation, biological process: maintenance of gastrointestinal epithelium; negative regulation of barbed-end actin filament capping. The record is from RefSeq and is a predicted model, not a curated record.
GCGCGGGGCUGGGCGCGCAGUGCCGCGCGGUGGCAGCGGCGGGGAGAGCAAUGGAGGCCGCGGGCGCCUGAGAGCCGGCCGCGCUGCUGCUGGGGCUGCUGCAGGGAAGGCUCGGAGGGCUGGGACGUCCCCGGGACGCGCGUCGCCCGUCAUCCCUCCCUCCACCGUGGCGCCCGGUGAAACCGCAGUUCCCAAGAGCUGUGAUUCCCAGACUGUCUGGGUGUUGCACCCCGGUUCCUGACGCACACACCCCCAAGCCUGGGUCUGUUUUUUCACAAGAAGGAGAGUUUGGUGGAGAUUUAUCCAGCAGCGGUAAUAGGGUUUGUGGCCCUUCAUAACGACAAGAAGAAGGGAGGCAAAUUCCAGCCUUUUAAGAAGCUGUUUGGCAAAAAGAAGAAGAGUACCCCGUUGUCUGGGGAGGAAUCAGCUGGGAGGCAGAGUCACGUUCUCCAGAGCGCCAGCAAUGGGACCCUCUCUUCGGAUGAGGAAACCCUGGAGAGCAAUCUGAGGUCCUUCAACUAUUCUAUGGGAGCACGGGCGUUCUCCCAUGACAGUAUUUUUAUCCCUGAUGGGGGAGCAGAAAAUGAGCAGACAGUUCAAGCAAUGUCACAGGACAGCAUCCUGGGCAAAGUCAAAACUCUUCAGCGACAGUUGGGCAAGAAUAUCAAGUUUGGGCAGCGGCCAUCUAACAGUAUUCCCAUGAAGAAGGCAGGCAGUGCAGAUGCUAGCUCAGAAGAGGACUUCUUCCUGACCAGUCCCAUGGAAAUUGUGACUCCGCAGGAUAUUGUCCUUUCAGACACAGAGAACAAAUCCAGUGACACACCAAGCUCCUCCAGUCCUCUGAAUCUACCUGAAGCUGGAAGUGAGAUGGAAGAGAAGGUUGUUCCAGUCAAACCCUCCCGGCCAAAGCGACACUUCUCUUCUGCGGGCACCAUUGAAAGUGUCAACCUCGACGCCAUCCCCCUGGCCAUUGCUCGCCUGGACAACAGUGCUGCCAAGCACAAACUCUCGGUGAAGCCAAAAAACCAGAGGGUGUCCAGGAAGCACAGGUGGCUUGCCCAGGAUCGUCAGAAUGAGCCAGGCAGCUUUGAGAGUCAGUCUUCCCUGGACCAGAACGGGCAGGCAGGAGAAGACAAGCACAUCUGGCAUGAAGAGGAACCAGAGCCUCUGGAUUCCCACGAAGAGAGAAGACUCCAGGAAGAGUAUUGGCGGGAACUUGAAGCCAAGUGCAAACGGCAAAAAGCCGAAGCAGCGGAGAAGAGGCGCCUGGAGGAGCAGAGGCGGCAGGCGCUGGAGAGGCGGCUUUGGGAGGAGAACCUCCGAGAGGAGCUGCUGGAGGAGGAGGAGGAGGGGGAGGAGGAGGAAGGCGAGGAGGCCGGCCUGCAGCUAGAGGCAGGGAAGCCUCGUCCAGGGGAAGGGCGGCAGCCCACCCGGGAGGAGCAGGGCUGUGCAGAGCGAGAGCUGGGGGAAGCCGACGACCCCGGGCGCCUGGAGGCAGAAGAGCGCAGGCGUGAGCAGGAAGAGGCCGAGAGACAGGCGGAGAAACUGAGGCAGCGCGAGGCCGAGCUGCAGGAGGAGGAACUGAGGCUGCGGGAAGCUCAGAGGCAGGAAGAGGAGCUGAGGCAACGCGAGGCUGAAAGGCAGGAGGAGGAACUGAGGCAACGGGAUGCCCAGAGGCAGGAGGAGAAACUGAGACAGCUCGAGGCCCAGAGGCAGGAGGAGAAACUGAGGCAGCGCGAGGCCGAGAGGCAGGAGGAGAAACUGAGGCAGCGCGAGGCCGAGAGGCAGGAGGAGAAACUGAGGCAGCGCGAGGCCGAGAGGCAGGAGGAGAAACUGAGGCAGCGCGAGGCCGAGAGGCAGCGGGCUCAGGAGGAGGAAGCCAGGAGGAUGCUGCAGGAGCGGAGGCGGGAGGAAGAGGAGGAGGAGGAGGCCACACGCACAGAGGAGCUGAAAGGGCGGGAAAUGGACGAGGACCCACAGAGCCUGGAAGGAGAGAGCCAGCCUGGGCUAGCGGACGAGGCUGAUCAGCAAAGCCCACUGCAGCAGCGGGACCUGGAGAAGCCAGAGGAGCAAGAAACCCCGGAAUCCGCGGGGCAGAAAGAGAUGGCCCAGGAGCAGAAGGAAGAGGCCACGGUGGCCAGCGAGCCGGCAGGGCAGAGGGGAGAGCCGGACACGGAGUCCGGUGGUGUAGACGUGGGAGGGAGAGAAGCCACUCAGAUGGACAUCCCCCUGCCGCAAGAGGGGCAGAUGGGCGGAACGCCGGCCUCGGAGGACAGGAACGAAGCUGUCGCUGCGGACAAGGACCGGGAGGUGGAGGAGCUCCGGUGGCAAGAGGUGGACGAGCGGCAGACCAUGCCCCGGCCCUACACGUUCCAGGUGUCCUCCGGGGGUAGGCAGAUCCUCUUCCCCAAAGUCAACCUGAGCCCGGUGACACCCGCCAAGGACGCGGCGAGCCUGGCCCCGGUGGCCCAGGAACCGCCGGUGCCCCGCGGUGCCGCCCCGCACGCCCUGCCCUCGGCGCUGAGCAUCCCACACACGGCCAUCCUGGUCACCGGGGCGCAGCUCUGCGGCCCGGCCGUCAACCUGAGCCAGAUCAAGGACACGGCCUGCAAGUCCCUCCUGGGCCUGUCAGAAGAAAAGCGCCCGGUGGACGUCCCCACGGUGGAGCCCAGGGCCGGGGGCGGCAAAGCCAGGCCUCCCCCGGAGGUGCCCAGCAACGCCGCCGCGCUAGCCGAGUGGGCUUCCAUUCGAUCCAGGAUCCUGAAGAACACGGAGGGUGACCAGCGUGGUGACAGAGAGCCGGCCAGAGCCGCCGGGGACGAGCCCGCUCCCCGAGCUCGGAGCGAUUCCCGAGGAGGGAACGUGCGCAGGACGCCGCCGGCCAACGCCAAGUUCUCCAUCAUGUCGGCCUGGCAGAAGUUCUCUGACGGCGGGGCAGAGACCUCCAAACAGAGCUUGGACGGUGAAAGCAUAAGGAAAAAGCCGGGGCCAGCACCAGGCGAAGAGACCGCCCCCCAGCCUCCGCCUGCAGCGGCUCCCGAGCCUCGGAAGAGCCUGGAGAAGCCAGAGGUGAGCCAGGAGCCCCCAGACACCACCGACGGAUGCAAAUUUGCCAAAGACCUUCCAUCCUUCCUCGUUCCAAGCCUGCCUUCUCCGCAGAAAGCUGCUUCCCGCACCGAGUCCACGACCACUUUGGACAGCGAGACCACGGGUGACACAGGAAAGCCAGACCCUGUGAUGCCGGGAGGGGAGGAGAAGGCCUCGCCCUUUGGAAUAAAACUGAGAAGGACCAACUACUCCUUGCGCUUCCACUGUGACCAACAGGCCGAACAGAAGAAGAAAAAGAGGCACAGCAGCACGGGAGACACUGUGGACGGUGGCACCCCCGCAGUUGGGAGUGACCCUGGAGAGAAAGAGCCUGAAGCGGUGACCGUCAAGCAUGGCGCAUCCCUUCCCCAGGAGAAAAAGCCAGCCCUAGCCCCUCGGAGGGACUCUGCUGAAAGCCCUUCUGUCGGUCACUCGGUUGCUGUAGCCCAGUCGGGGCUACCACCAGGUGCCAGUAGCCAGACCUCAGCUCCAGAGCAGGACAAGGCAGCAAGCAGAACGCCACCAAUGCAGAAACCGGCCCUGGCUCCCAAGCCCACCAGCCAGACCCCACCUUCGUCCCCACUCUCCAAACUGAGCAGACCCCACUUGGUAGAGCUGCUUGCUAGGCGGGCUGGGAAGGUGGAUUCCGAGCCCAGUGAGGCUUGCAAGGAGAGCAGAGAGAGUCAAGAGAGCAGUGAUAACCAGCCAUCCUCACCAUCACUGCCAGAGGAGCUGAAGGGCCAGAAGAGGGAUGAGGAAGAGGUGCCAGAAAAGAAACCCGCUUCCCCGCCUCUGUCAGCCAGCCGGCAAGAGAGACCUUCCCUAACUCCUGAAACCGGUAGAAAAGAGAAACCCAUGCUGCAGAGCAGGCACUCUCUAGAUGGCUCCAAAUUAGCAGAGAAAGGUGAAACUGCUCAGCCGCUGUGGAUAACAUUGGCGCUGCAGAAGCAGAAGGGAUUCCGUGAGCAGCAGGCAACUCGAGAGGAGAGGAAGCAGGCCCGCGAGGCCAAACAGGCCGAGAAGCUCUCCAGAGACACCGUCAAUGUCAGCUCACAGCCUGGAAGCAGUCGAGUAAGCAGAGCUGGUUCCCUGCACAAGCCUGCCACUCCGUCAGAAGAGAAAAAGCCCGAAACGGCAGUGUCCAGGCUCCAGCGCAGAGAACAGCUGAAAAAAGCCAACACUCUUCCCACAUCCGUGACAGUAGAGAUCUCAGACUCGGCGCCCCCAGCCCCGCUGGUAAAAGAGGUCACCAAGAGAUUCUCCACCCCAGAUGCUGCCCCCGUGUCUACAGAACCUGCCUGGCUGGCUUUGGCCAAACGAAAAGCAAAGGCCUGGAGCGACUGCCCACAGAUCAUUAAGUAAACAGCGACUCCUCCCAGGUCCACGGCCGGUCGCUGGCUCUUCUCUUGCCCCUUUUUAUUUAUUUAUUUUUUAUAUGAGGUACAGAAACCAAGCUAGGGAAAAGAAGCAUGUUUUAUAGGUUCUAAAAUAAUGUUCAGACACUGCACUGGUGGUGGUCAUUGUAAAGAGUGUGUAUUUGCACAACCCUGGGUCCUGGUGCCUUGAGCUCACCCUAGUUCUCAAAAGACAGUUUUGUCUGAGGGACCACAUGAAGCAAAAUCUGCAAAUGAGAGCUCAGGAGAGCCUGCCAUGCCCAUCCAUGGCCUUCUCAUCCAUGCACCAUUUCAGAACAUAUCCUUUUGCCAAUCUCUGUAAAUCUUUUUUGAUUCUCUACUAUUCUAUCCAAAACAUUUGUCCUACUGUGUUUGCAUAUGUAACAGUGACGUAUGUUCACAUGUACAUAAAACAUGGUGUCACUCUCCUGAAGGCAGUAACUGGAAAAUAAGGAAAAGCUGGCUCCCAACUCUGUGCCUGUGUCUGGUUUUCAUGAAUUUUUUCCCACCCUAAAACCACAACAUAGCAAAUCCAUUCACACUCAUACUCCAUGGUAUGCCCUGUCAUACCAGUACCCUUUUAAAGACACAGGGACCAUUUGGCCUAGCUGGCUCCUAAGGAACAUCUGUAUUUAAUUUGGUGAAGAAAAGGAAACUCUGUGCCAGAGUUGUCUCUGAGAAUCUCCAUGUAGUACGGGGGCUCUUCAGCAGCCAGGCAUUCUGAUAUAACCCAAACGUUAAGAACCUUGUGGUAUGACAACUCUGGUGCAAUCUAGCUUUUCACACUAGGAAGAGAAGGCUGGUCCACCCAAAGAUGCAAAAGUGAGACAAGAAAACAAAACCAUCACCCCAAACAGCCUUCUCUGUAAGAUAGUUUAGGUUGCUGGCAGUCCACGCCUCUGGAAUUUCCCCUUGGCCUUUAGGGAAAAUGAACAAGCCAAGAUGUGUAACCUAUUUGUUCUAAGGACUUCCUUUAUUGUACUUGAAUAAUUCAGAGUCGAAUGUUCCAAAGCAUUCACCUUGAUACCUUUAAAAAAAAAGAAGCAUCUCAGAGUUUUACGUGGCCUUGUUAUCAUACACAUGUGCAUACAAAAAAAAAAAAAAAAGGAACUU